GAUAAGCACUGCACUUUGACUAUGGAAGCAGAGGCUGCUGAUGGAUAUAUAACAUGUGACAAUGACUAUUCUCCUGAGAGGGAGCACUGCGGCAUGGCCAUUGACCUCACCUCCAGCACUCCCAAUGGCCAGCACGCCUCCCCCUGUCACAUGGCAAGCACAAAUUCAGUAAAGCUAGAAAUGCAAAGUGAUGACGAAUAUGACAGGAAGCCCCUGAGUCACGAAGAUGAGAUCAGAGCUCACGAUGAAGGAAGCAGCCUGGAAGAGCCCUUCAUCGACAAUAACGAGAUGGUGGAUAACAGAAAGAUCCAGGAGCUCUCAAGCGAGGGAGGAAUCCGGCUUCCCAAUGGUAAACUGAAAUGUGACGUCUGUGGCAUGGUUUGCAUUGGGCCCAAUGUGCUAAUGGUACAUAAAAGGAGCCACACUGGUGAACGCCCCUUCCACUGUAACCAAUGUGGAGCUUCUUUUACCCAGAAGGGGAACCUGCUGAGGCACAUCAAGUUGCACUCUGGGGAGAAACCGUUCAAAUGUCCCUUCUGCAGCUACGCCUGCCGGCGGAGGGACGCCCUCACAGGACACCUCAGGACGCACUCUGUGGGGAAGCCUCACAAGUGCAACUACUGCGGCCGGAGCUACAAGCAGCGCAGUUCGCUGGAGGAGCACAAGGAACGCUGCCACAACUAUCUGCAGAAUGUCAGUAUGGAGGCUGCUGGGCAGGUCAUGAGUCACCAUGGUGGGUGCAAACCGUCUGCUGAGGGCACUUGGACUUGGAGCAUCUCUUUACCUCCUAUGGAAGAUUGUAAGGAACAAGAGCCUGUGAUGGACAACAAUAUUUCUGUGGUGCCUUUUGAGAGACCUGCUGUUAUAGAGAAGCUGACAAGCAACAUGGGAAAGCGUAAAAGCUCCACCCCACAGAAGUUUGUGGGUGAAAAGCUCAUGAGAUUUGGCUAUCCAGACAUCCCCUUUGAUAUGAACCUAACCUAUGAGAAGGAGGCUGAGCUGAUGCAGUCUCACAUGAUGGACCAAGCCAUCAACAAUGCAAUCACCUACCUUGGAGCUGAGGCACUUCACCCCCUGAUGCAGCACACACCAAGCACAAUUGCAGAGGUGGCGCCGGUCAUCAGCUCAGCUUACGCUCAGGUCUAUCAUCCCAACAGGAUAGAGAGGCCCAUCAGCAGGGAAACAGCCGACAGUCACGACAACAACAUGGAUGGCCCGAUCUCCCUCAUCAGACCAAAGAGUCGAACCCAGGAUAGAGAGGGCUCCCCCAGCAAUAGCUGCCUGGAUUCUACUGACUCAGAGAGCAGCCACGAUGACCGCCAGUCCUACCAAGGAAACUCUGCCUUAAAUCCCAAGAGAAAGCCAAGCCCGGCUUAUAUGAAGGAGGACACCAAGGCUUUGGAUGUCACAAAAGCUUCUAAGGGCUCUUUAAAGGAUAUCUACAAGGUGAUCAACGGAGAAGGGGAGCAGAUUAGGGCUUUCAAGUGCGAGCACUGUCGGGUCCUUUUCCUGGACCAUGUCAUGUACACCAUCCACAUGGGCUGCCACGGCUACCGGGACCCUCUAGAGUGCAACAUCUGUGGCUACCGGAGCCAGGACCGCUAUGAGUUCUCGUCGCACAUAGUCCGAGGGGAGCACACAUUCCGCUAGGCCUUCUCAUCCAAAGGGGACUCGUAUGAAGUAGAAGAACUGCACAUGAAGAAAUACUGCACUUACAAUCCCACUUUUCCUCGGACAUUGAAACGCCUAUUUUGUUGUUGUUGCUGUUGUUGUUGUUGCUGUUGUUUAAUUAUUAUUAUUAACCUUAUUUUUUUGUGGACCCAACCUCAUUUGCUCUGCCCAGCUUAAGAAUAGAAAGAAGGAAGGGAAGGGAUAAAAGAGGGGUUUGUUGUUGCCAUCACUUUCUGGGGAGUGACCUGCGUCGCUUUCUGUGGGAAUUGGAAGGCAGUCCGUGUCUGUCUCAGUCACUUGUACACCAUGUCCUAUUUUGGGAUAUCACUCAACCCUUCUAGGUGCUUUCAAGUCCCAACAAGAUGCCACUCAUUUACAAUUUCAGAGGAAUAGGUAGAAACAUUUCAGAGGAGAGUGUUUUUCUAACGUGUAGUUACUGUGCGGGGUCUUGGUGGCUGGAGAAGAGGGGGGGAGCUUUAUUCUGCGGAAUGAACAAUUAUUUUUAAAGCAAAACUGUUAGGGAGUUAGGAGCAUGAAUCAAAGUUACUUUCAAGGGAGAGCUGUUUUCCUGGGUUCAGUGUGUAUUGCCCCUCUAGAAUGUAAAUAAAUUAUAAAAAAAAGCAAAAAAAAAAGGAAAUGUAUGUCUUAACACUGUACUACAUUACAGCAGUUUAGUUUCAUAAGUCUGAGGGCCUUCUGUGGUGAGUCUGAGGCUUUGUAUUAUUAUUUUCCUUAACUUAUGAAGCACCUUUUUUAGGAUUGUUUGUAUUCUGUUACUCCAUGCCUAUGUGUUGUCUCACUGGCUUCUAAGAGACCUAACUUUUAAGAGAGAGCAUUUAGGAAUAACAUUUAAACUUGCUUUUAGGACAGUAAGUGGCCUAGGAGUGGGUGAGAGUCUGUAGUUUACUCAAGAGGUUCUGCUGCUCUUCUGAAAUAAUUUCGGUUUGAAAUGAUGGAUUUUAAAAUGACAAAAGUACUAGUAAAAACAUGUUCUUUAAAUAUAGGUAUAUAUAGAUAUAUAAUUAUGUAAAUACUUUCUCAUUCUAUUAUCACAGUAUUAACCUCUUGGAAACAGCCUAAACUAAGACUUGCAGCUGGGAAAGUGAUGGGAGCCAGAUCCUUGGCCAGCAUUAAUCCUCUUAGCUCCAUUGAAUUCAAUGGAACUGCCCCAACUCCUUCAGCUACAUCAGGAUCUGAGCCUUGACUGGUUUUUCUCCUUUUGACGUCUUAUUUGCUAAUUUGCUGAACCGGUGAUUUCCUUUUGUUUCUAAGUCAUCAAUUGUGCUUUAAUUUAGGGGUGCAAGUGUCAGCAGAUUUUGCUGGAGAGCACAGAAGCCUUUCACAUCAACAGGAUGCAUAUGACCUUCCCUACUUUUUCAGAAAGCGAUCAGUGGAGAUGCAGGUGCCGUGCGUUGAUUUGGAUUUGCAGAUUUCAUUUUUAUUCCUAAUAUAUUAAUUUCACUGUGGCGAAAACAAAUGGAGAAACACGCUCCAGAGCAAGUCCUUGACCCACAGACUGGACAAGAAAAAAAAAGUCCACUGAUCUGUUUUGUUUCCUUUCUUUCUCUCCCUGUAAAUAACAAAGCCAGCAACCACCCAGCAAGUUGCAUCAGUAAAAGCUGGGCUUAAACCUACAGGACAGAUUGCCAUUGAAACCCAACUGUUUGUACCAAUCACAAUUGAAAUGUUGUUGUUUGGCAACAAGAGCACAGCUUGAGAAUGGAAAGAUCUGCAUGGGUUUAACCCCCUCUGUGCACACGGUCUCCAUGCGCCUGGGGAGACCUUUUCCAAAGUAUAAAGUUACUAAAGUAUAAAAGAGAGAGCAAGAUCAGGCCAUAAUGAAUUUCCAUCUGCUCCCUUCAAUCUGUGCACUCCAUGUGUAUGCCAGUUUGCUGUUCGUUUCGAGGGUACCAGGUUUUUUUUCUUCUUUUCUUCCUAGACCUGGAGCAUUUGAAAGUAGGAGCUGAGUGGUAUUGAUUGAAAUCUUUUUAUGGUGACAUUCUUGGCAGCUAGAACCUGUGUUUAGAAAGGAUACAGUAGAUCAUGGCCAGAUUACCUGAUGACUGCUUCCCAGCACUGCAAUGCUAUUAAGUAUUAGCUGGUAAAGUCUUGCAGUAGCCUAUUAAUUAGAAUAUGGAGAGAAAUGUCAUCUUGUGUAAUGUGAGAGCUAUCAAGGCUGGGAAUAUACAGGCUUUGGAGAGACAGAUUUAAAGAUCUAUUCCCAACAUUGUUCUUAGUGUCGUUGGGUUCCUCCCCCUCCUUCCUUCUUCAUCCUAAUGUAGAGGAAACUCAGGCAAAUGAGCCACUGCCAUCCUCCAGACCAUUCUCAUUGUCUUGUGCCUGGUGUAGUGAAAGGAGUUUGUGCAGGAGAAAAGCAGAGAAACGCUGGAGGGCAUCACUUUUAUUCUGUAUGGCUGAUUCUCUGCAGCUAGGAAGGUUGGCUUAGGAGGUGGCUGGCCGUGUUUUGCAUCAGGAUUUGCCUGGAAAUUCUGAAAAGAAAGAAAAAAGUGGUUGUGAUUUGCCGAGACAGGAAAGGUCUUUUAAGAACAAGGCGCAAAGAGGAAGGUGCUGGGCCUCAAGGUUGCUGGGCUUGUCUGGGCCUCCAGAAAGACACAUGCCCAAACCAGAGAAAAGGGCUGCCAGCAAUUCCUUUCAUUCUCUGGGGGCAACACUCCAUUUUCCCCUCUGUGGUCAGUGAAAAAACAUGGGCUAUGGUUUCUUGGAAUAGUUAGCGCUAGGGAAAAAGUGUUAAAAAUUUCUGCCUUUGUUUGGUAAAGCACCGGAAUACGGGAAAGGCAGAAAAUCUCUUGUGUAUCCACAAAGAAGUUGGCUGUAAUUGUAUCUGCAGUUAGUGUGCACUUUGGUUCACUGAUGACUCAUUGAUACCUCCUGUAGGGUGUAUUCUGUAGAUGUUUAAGGGAUCAGAUGGGGAGGCUCGCUGGUUCAGCUAAGCCCAGCUUCUUGUUCUAAGGGUAGCAAGUGAGAUCUAUAUGUCCUGGUGUCACGGGCAUAGUGAACUGGGGAGGCACUGGGGAGUUAUCUUCCAAAACCUACGUUUUUUGGAGAAUUUUAUGUUCAUUUUUAUUAUCAGUGUCCUUUUCUGAAUAUUCAUUAAAGAUUUUCAACCUAGAGCUAGGAAAAGGAGAAAGUUUGAAUUCUAGUUCAAAUUUUGAACAAAAUUUUGGAUUAACACGUACUUAAGAAUUUAAUUCCUGCUGAAAAUUAUUGGAGAGUUUUAUGUAACACAGUUUGUCCCUUCACAGAAGUGUGCAAAAUGGGGUCGCAGAGAUUUCUUUGGGUUUUUCUCUUGCUUGCUCACUGCAGACUUCUAAGAAAAGCUCUUGACUUUUGACAAGUUCGUUAGUCAUUCGCAGUGUACUCGGAAUUUCAGUAGCUAAUCUUUGGCCUGCACAUCCAUUUAUUCUGAGUAUUUGGUGUUGGAAAUCGAACCUGACUGGUUUUUAUCGGACUCUUCUGAAAUUCUUGGAAUCAAGUUUCCAGUUAAAAACACGCAUUUGCAAAUCUAGACUUGCCUUCCUGUGAGCAUUCCUCAUUUUCAUUAAAAAUAAUUUUUAAAAAAGGUCAUUUCUGUGCACAUCCCUGCCAGUAAACCCCUCUGCUUCUUUUACAUCAAAAAUGGCAAGGUUCUGCCUCAGUUUAGAGGAUUACAAGCCUAAUAAUUGAAGUAGAAGUGUGACUGCUUGUUCUGUUCCUGGUGUGAUCCAUAGCCUUGGAGCAAAGGGCAUUAUCUAUAUAUCUGCAGUUAUGGCUGAUGAAUUUUACAGCCACCUCUCUUUGCGAUCGGUUAGGAGUGCACAUCAAAAUAUAUAGCAUUUUUCAGUAAAACCAGCUCUUCGCUCAGUAACUUAUGAGAUUAAAACAGUUUUAAUCUCCUUAAAAAGUGCUUUCAUCCAUGCUGUGAUGUGAAGGUGUCUAGGCAUCAACCUGUAUCAGUCUGUAUUAGGGAGAAAGAAUCUAAAUUGGCUAAUUGGCCUGGUUUUUAAUGGGGCGAGUUUCUGCAAUGCGAGGACCCAACUCACAAAAUAGCCAUGUGGACCUAAAGUAUGUUUACUACAAGGCGAAGAAAUUCUCGAUUGUAAGAGUUUCCAAAUUUCCUUCUGUUUACAAGGGCAUUCCUAAAUUUGUGUUGUCAGGCAGGAGGUCAGUAAUUAAAUCAAACCCUUCAAAACUGGCCUUUAAUGGGACAUUAUUGCUGUUGUCCAGGACCUGAGCUUGCUUGCUCAGAUUUGAAAGAAGCCAGACAACAGACACUCCUUCUUCCAGAAAGAAACUUUGGAGAUAAUUGAGGCAAAGGUGCUUAUUUCAGCCAAGGACAGGAGCUACAAUAAUACAGUUCCUUUGCUGGAUAAAUUCCUUUCUUUAACUCUUGCUGUGAUUAUAAUGUAAUGAGGAGGGAGAAAGGAAGCUGCACUGAUACCAGAAUCACCUAAAGUCAGAGUGGGAUUUCAGGAAAAGUGUGAUGGAAUUGGCUUUGCCACUAGAAAUUUGCCACUAGAAGUCUUAGCUUGGCUCACAAGCUUUUAAAAACAAAAAUGGAUGGUAGGAAUGGCCUAUGGUCUGGGGCAGCUGGAGAGCUUGAGAAAGUAUAUUUAUAAAUAUAUAAAUAUAUAUAUAUAUGGUAUUGUAUAGUUAGAUAUAUGCUUUAUUGUAUAUGUGCCUUUUCCAAAUGCAUUUUGGGAGAUCAUGAUGUUGUUCAUGAUAUCCUCCCACACCCUUUCAGAAUGCACGGCAAAAACCAACCCAAAGGAAACAUCCCUUCUCCUGCUCUGCACCCUCCUUGGCAGCUUGACCCGGAGAGAGGAGCUGGUACUUUGCUGUGAGAUUUCCUGGAGUCAACUGGCUUUUAGGAGAGGGAAGGGCUGAAAACUACUCUAGCAAACUGCAUUCCAGCUGUCCAGCCAGAGCUGGUCUGGGAGCUGGUCCCAGCCGGCACAGCAUCCCCAGCGCGAUGCCAAGACCUGCCGUGGGAGCCCCCGGCUGCACCGUGCGCUGUGGAGCGCCAGGGCAACGUCUCCUGUUUUCUCCCCCUCAGAGCUUUAAAUGAAGCACACUUGGAAGUGGACUUUUCUCUCCUUUAAAGUUCCCACUUAGGAACAGGAGCAGACUUAUAAGCACCUGCUACUUACUUCAACCUGGAAAAAGAAAUGCGGUGAGCCCAUGGGAAGUGGUUUGCAAGGUUGCCUGUCAGGCUGCUGCCACCCCAAUAAUUGGUGUAGAGAUGAGAGAAGCCCAUCAGUAGAAGUUGUUAAGGAGGUUUGUCCGCUGGAUUCAUUCAUCGCUGCGGUGACGAGCACGGUGUUUCAGUACUUUCCUGGCAGGUUGGUGACCUAGUUUCAGGUCUAAUUAUUCACCCUGCAUAGAUGCAGUGUCUGAGUGCUGGCACAGCCGAGGUGUGGAGCCUGUCGUGGGGAAGGUGGCUGGGCCAGCAUGUUUUUGGUGAGAGCCUGAGCCUGGUGGCAGCCCAGUGCCAGCUCCUUAGCACUGCUCUGGGGGGUCUGGGCCCAAGGUACUCACAGGGAAGGGGAGGGGAGGAAUUAGGUAGAAAAGAGGCAGGACUUGCUUCAUAGUAAAUAGAUUCCCUUGUUUCUCAUUGAUGUGUUCUGAGGUAUAAGCAAAGGAGAACAUCAUGGGUUUCUAAUUUGACCUCCUACAACCACGCCUGAAGGGGCUGCUUGUGUUCUUCUCCACCAAGGGUCUGAAUUGACCAGAGGAUAGUCAGAAGGAGGGGUGUGCUAAGGCUUUGCCAUGCUGCAUGCUUAACAGGCCAGGAAAACAAUAAAAAUGGUCUCUGUUUAGUUCACCUAGCUUCCCAGUUGAUCAUGCAGGCAAGCAUUCCCAGUUCCUGUUCACUUCCAGCCUUUGGAAAGGUGGUUAUCGUUAUGCUCACUUGGAUCCUCAGCUGUCUCUCUCCUUCUGUGAAAACUUCUCCUUUUCAUACAAAUCUUGGGACCUAAGUAAUUAGUGGACAGAAAUGACCAUUUUAACAAAGCUGUAGUAAACCCCAAUAUUAUUUACAGUUGCAAAAAAAAAUAAAAAUACUGUGAUGUAUUUACUGGCAGUACGUGAAGUAUUUCAAGAGUGAAUGACAAUGAAGUUCAUCAGAUCAUGUCUUUAGAGGGGCUUGUAUCAUGUGGAUGCUGUGGGAGAAAGGGAGCAGCCUGACCCAAAGCUGGGCCUGAUGCUUCCUUCCUCCGGCAAUGUUGAUUUAGGCAACUGCACUGCUGCCCAGGAAAACAUUUGAGCACGAUCAGCCUCCUGCCAUCCCCUCAGUGAGAUCUGGAAGUGCACAGGAGCCUUGCAGUUAACUGUUGAACCAUUACCGUGGUUUGUGGGAUCAGGGCAGUGGGUGCAGCACAGCAGCUCUGGGCAGGUCUCUGUUGUCAGCGUUGAAGGUGCGUUCCCCAUUCCCUUACUUUUGUGUAGCAGCCUUAAUCCCUGGCACUCGGCGGUACGUGGGUACCGGCAGUCUCUGGUCUGUACUACCAGUCAGGGAUGAAAUAUGGAUGCCUCCCGCAAGGCGUGGUGGGGAGCAUGACUCUGUUAUGGGCAUAGCGGAGCCAGUUUGCAGUAAAUCGGGCCAUUUAAUUUUACCUCAAGUGACAUCGAGCACGAAAAGCUUCUUGCAGGGGUAGAGGUCACUGAAUCCCUACUAUGCACUUACUGGGAUUUGACGUUGCUUACUGGAAAUGGAUGUUCGUUCCUGAACACACUGUAACAAGGGAAGGACUUCUUUGGUUAUUUUUGUAGUCGUUUGGAUUCUGAAACUGUGAUCAAUUAUUUGACGAAUUGUCAAGUGUCCUCAGAGCUUGAACACGUUCACUUCCUCCGCCAUGUAGCAGUCUCCUCUGGCUUUCCAUGCUUUUCUCUUUCCCCCUUUUCCUUCUUGGAGCUUUAAGUCUGGGCCUGCUCUUAUCUCCUGUAGCUUUGGGCUGUCUAGGGGCUUGGGGGGGUUGUUUUUUGGGGGGGUUUUUUGUUCAUUGGCUGUACAGUCUGU
Manacus vitellinus (golden-collared manakin) is the source of this 8686-nucleotide messenger RNA. RefSeq names its product IKAROS family zinc finger 2 (gene IKZF2). The coding region runs from base 22 to 1650 and encodes 542 amino acids. Gene Ontology annotation, molecular function: RNA polymerase II cis-regulatory region sequence-specific DNA binding; DNA-binding transcription factor activity. The transcript has 8 exons. Lineage: Eukaryota; Metazoa; Chordata; Aves; Passeriformes; Pipridae. Gene Ontology annotation, biological process: regulation of transcription by RNA polymerase II. The record is from RefSeq and is a predicted model, not a curated record.